AUGCUAAACGUUGGUGUUACCUAUUUGCAGACUAUCCAUAAAGAUUUAGAGAAGGAGGAACCCGUUGUAAAGUCAACUCUUGCUCACGCGGAAGAAUUGCUCGGUACGUCCAACCAGUCCAAGAAGGUAGAAAAGGAUCAACAAUACCAGAAACUGAGAUACAACACUUCUGAUUUGAAAGUUCGAUUUGAUGCUGCAUCCAAUGAAGCCGAGACGCGGACUAAGAAAUUCGAUGACCUUUAUGAGGAUCUCGAAGAUUUCUACAACACGGUGGAAGAGCUUGACCAAUGGAUGGACACGGCUAUCGAGAAGGGACACAGUAUCAAGGUGUCAGAACAAGAUCCAGAGGUCCAAUACGAAUUAUUCCAGAAACACGUUGAAGAGCUGAAGGCAAAAGAAAGCGAAAUUUCUGAACUCGUGAAACUUGCUGACAAAUUCCGAGAUGAUACGCAGGAAUUUAUGAAUGGAGUGGAUCGAUACCGGAAACACGUGCACAUUCUCCCAACGAUCAAAGAAGAGACAGAAGAAUCAGCUAUGAUUGACGACGAAAUCGAAGCCUUGGAGGAGAAAUUCCGGGAUAUAACACAGAAAUGCACGCGAUAUCUGGAAAAACUGUUCUCGGUGGUGAAACAUCGCAAGGGUUUUACCGAACUCGCGAACAAACUGGCCACCAUUUACCCUGACCUUGACUCUAAGAUUAGCGUAAUCGACGAGGAAUCGUCUGCCAAAAGUCCCAAAGAAAUGACUCAAUCUAAAAGUGUUAUUAAAAAGUUGGAUAAUCUGAAUUCAUGGGUGUCAGUAACCGAGGAAUUACUGUCGUCUAAGUCUCCGAUAUGUCUUGACAAAGAGAAGCUGGAAGAACACCUUCAUGAACAGAGACGAAUCCAUGGCGAUGUUGGCAGCUACCGGGCGCUGUUAGAGAACCUUUCCAAGGAGGCUCAUGAUAUGGAUGGGGCAGAAGAAAAACUCGCUGUCCUAGACGAACGCAUGGAAAACCUGGAAAAGUUGUCCAACAAUCGCAUCUUGGAACUGGAAGGUGUCAUUGGCAAUAUCGAAGACCUGGAAGACCAGAUGAAUGACUUGAAAAGCUGGCUUACAACCUCCAUCGACUCUAUUCACAAAAAACCCAAAGGUACUUCCCAUAAUUCACACCUAUUCAAAGCAAAGAUUGACGCUCUCUACGCGGAAAAGAAAGGCAAAGAAUCUGAUAUGGACAGCAUUAAACAACUAGCAAAGCAAAUUAUGCAGACGAAGAAUGUAUCCAAUGGAUAUCAGUUAAAAGAAGCCGUGGCUGGAGUGCAAGAACAAUGGCAUGAAUUGACCGAGUUAUUGGUUCAGGAAGUAUCGUUAGAGGCCCUCUCUGAAAUUGAAAGUAUGCUGAGAUACAUGGACAAGGCAGAGAAUGAGAUUAAUACUGCAGAGCCUGUCAGCUCAGAUCCGGAAACACUCACCAUCCAGUUAAGAGACCACAAAGUGUUUCAUAAUGACUUGAACAGCAAGCGGAAUUCUGUAAAAGACAUCAUCAGUAAGUGCAACCGGAUGCUACGUGAAACUACAAAUACUCAGACAGAAGCAAUCAAAUCUCGUCUUGACAGCAUCCAGACACAAGCAGACAUUGUAUGCCAACUAAGUUCUGACCGCUUGCAGCAUUUAGAAAGUGCCCUACCCUUAGCAUCACACUUCAGUGAAAACCAGGCUGAGAUCCUUGCUUGGUUAGAUGAAAUGGAAGCUGAACUUAAGGCGCAGAGCACAUCUGGGGAAAACCUGGAUCAAGUCAAGAAACAACUUGACAAUCUCAAGGUGACUCAGCAAAUUAUUGAGGACCACAAACCCUUUGUUGAGGAUCUAAGUGACACUGGAAUGGAGCUGAUAGAGUUGUGUGGUGAUGAAGAUGCAGAGGAUUUGCAAGGAAAACUGUCCAGUAUCAGCACACGUUAUGAUUCCCUUAAGACUCAAGCCAGAGAAAAGGCCCAUGAUCUGAAUGAAAACCGAAAAUUGAUGACCCAAGAAGUAUCCGAUACCUUGGAAAACCUUCUAGAAGAUCUUGCUGAAAUGGAACAGUCAGUAAUGAAUGCUGAUCCAAUCCCAGCUUUGCCAGAGAAAUUGCGUGAUGAAAUUGAUGAGAAUAAAAGAAUAAUGGAGAGGCUCCACAAACACCACCCCCAUGUAGAUCACGCUCGGGAAUCAGUUGCUGGGAUUGUCAGUCAAGGAGUGGAAGAUGAAGAUGAAAUAGAAGAGAUGAAGACAAAAGUAAUGGAGAUUUGCAAACUGUCUGAAGAUGUCUCUUCGGCAGCUCUUGAACGGGAUCGUCAAUUAAACCAGGCAAGGAAAAUGUCAACCAAAUUUUAUGACCUAUGCUCGGAAGUUGGCUGUAGCAUAAAGGACCUCAAAGAAAAUCUUUAUUCCCAAGAACCACCAGGAAUUGAUUCACCAACUAUCAAAGAACAGCAAAAAGAACUAACAGAAAUCAAUCGUCAGCAAGAUAAAGCAGUCGCUUCAAUCAAGGAUUGUCAUAGAUUUGGAGAAAAACUCUCAGCACUCUGUGGAGAUCCAGGCAAAAUUGAGGUUCAAAAGCAAUUAGAAGACCUUGACAACAUGGCAGAAGACCUUAAUGAUGUUGUUACAGAACGAUCUGAAGAAUUGAACCUUGCUCUGGGUCAUGCUUACCAAUUCCAAGUUGUUCUUGAUGCAAUUAUGUCUUGGCUGCCAGUUUCACAACAUAAGCUUUCUACAAUGAAAUCUCCUUCAACAGAUAAAAGUGUAUUAAAAGAUCAAAUAGAAGAACUGAAGCUCUUCAAGAUGCAAACUCAUCCUCAUGUGACAGAUGUUGACAGCUUAAAUCAACACAUGACAGCCCUCAACGACCUGUCUCCUGUAGCUGCUGAGUCUCUACUCAAACCUGUUGAUGACGUAAAUGAAAGAUGGAAAGACCUCCUUCGUGGAAUUGCUGACCGUGAGGCAUGCCUUCAUCAGACUCAAGUGAAAGUUGGGGAACUGGAGCACGCCAUUGAAAGUAUUAUGAGUAACUUAGAAAAUUCUAAGAAAGAUUUGGGCACUUUAGAUAACAUCAUUGGUGAUCCAAAAUGCAUUGAGACUCAGAUGAAAAAAUUACAGUUGAUUCAAGAUGACCUGAAGAACCAAAGCUCAAAUGUUUCCAAACUGAAUAAAACAGUGUCAAACUUGACAUCUACAACUCAAGAAGAAUCAAAUUCAUCACUUCAAGAUAAAACACUGACGAUGAAUAAGUUACUUCGAGAGGUUCAGGUCAGUGCCAGGGACCAUGAGAACAAACUUCAGGAAACACUGAGAGAGGUAAAAAAGUUUACAGGUGAUGUUGAUGACAUGUUGCACUGGGUAAAUGACCUCAGAAUGGAGUUGAAAUCAAAAUCUCCAUUUGGGGCUCUACCGGAAGCAGCCAAGUCCCAACUGGAAAAUUUCCAAAAACGCUGUAUUGAGGUUGAAAUGAAAGAAGAUGGAGUAAAGUCAUUACUGCUGAAUGGACAAGACAUGAUUGACCGAUGUCGGCCAGAGGAUGUGAGACAGCUUAGUGAAAAGUUAAGGAAAUUGAAGGACAGAUGGUAUGAAACAAAAAAUAGAGCUCUUCGAAGGAGAGAUAAGAUGCAGGGUCAUCUGAAAAAUGUAGAGGACUUUCAUAACACUCUGAAGGAAUUUACUGAUUGGCUAAAUAAUGCAGAGACAACAAUGAGAACUUUUAAAUAUCCAAGCAAAUUAGUGGGAAAAGUUCAGAAUCAAAUUGAAGAGCACAAUAAUUUACUGGUUGGAAUUCGUUUGCGCUGGAAGAAAUUAUUGCGACGAACAGAUGAAAGAGGACGUCUACUAAAUCAAGCAUUCAGUGAAGAUAAAAGAUUCUAUGAAUCCUGGAAGAAUUUGUGUGACUGGCUUGAUUCUAGUGAAAAAAUGUUGAGCUCAUUUUUGACUCCCCAAAGUCAAACAGCAUCAAAUGGACAGUCUACAAAGAUGAAAGAGGACAUGGAAGAACUCAAAAAGAAACCUGUGGACAUGGACACUCAAAUAAACCAGUUACUGCGAGUGAAGUUGUUCCAACACCAACUGGCCGCGAAGCAUCCUUCUUAUUAUUCAACGACGAGACUUGGUCGUAACCUGAAAGAUCGCUGUACAAAGAUUGACAAUGACAGAAACGACUUGCAGACAAUGUUAGAUCAGCUGAAAAAUAAAUGGAACUUAGUUCGAUCUGUGGUUUCUAAAAGCCAAAACAAACUGGAUGAAGCCCUGCUAACCUCAGGCCGUGUGUCAGAUGCUUUAAAUUCACUCCAGGAAUGGUUAAGUAAAGCAGAAACUACUUUGUCUGAGGAUCUCCCAAUUCUUGGAGACUAUGACACUGUCAACUUAUUAAUAGAACAACACAAGUCUGUCCAACAAGAAUUAAUUGCCAGAGAACAAACACUGGAAGCAGUCAAAUCUGCUGGCAAUAUUCCUGACCAGCAUCUUGAUGAACUUAUUGCCCUGUGGAAUAAAAUCAACAUUCUAAGUGAGAACAGAGAGACCAGACUGAAGGAGGCACUAACUUUGGCUGAAGAGUUCCAGGAAGUGGUUCAAGUCAUGAGGGAGUUUCUCCCAACCGCUGAAUCUGAACUCAAAUUCCGUCCUCUUCCUGAUGAUGAAUUUGCUAUUAUUCAUUUAAUAGAGAGGCAUGAGAAAUUUCAAGAGCAGCUGCGUAACCACCAAGAUGCUGUUGAUAAAAUUAAAACACUUGCAGAAGAAAUCCUUCUGAAUUGCCAUCCAAAUGCUAUUAGAUUUGUCAAGUAUUACUUGACUAUUACACAGACCAGGUGGGACCAGUUGGUUCAGCGUGCUCGAAGCCGGGCCCAGCGUCUCCAAGAGGCCCUGAAGAGUAUCCAGGGUAAUGCUGCACUAUUAGAGGAAUUACUAGCUUGGCUUACAGAUGCUCAAGUCUUACUGGCAACUAAAGAGAAGGAUCCUAUACCACAUGAUCUAAAUGUUGUAGAAACUUUGCUUAAAGAGCAUUUGGAGCUCCAUGAAGAAGUAACCAGUAAAAAUGCUGAUGUUGAUCGUUUGACAAAGAUUGUUACAUGUGAAUCUAAAUUGUCUCAGGGACGACAUUAUGGCAGCAACUGGAAGUUGAAUGAAAUGGAUGGUCAUAACCCAAGAGUUAUAACUCUUCAAAACAAAUGGCGGACAGUUUGGCGAAUGUCUGUUGACCGCAAGAAGAAAUUGCAAGAUGCACUGGAUACAUUAUUAGAGCUUGAGAGUUUCAAAAACUUUAAUUUUGAUCUCUGGCGUCAGAGAUAUCUUAAUUGGAUCCAGGAAAAGAAAUUCCGCAUCACAGACUUCUUCAGGCGGCAGGACAAAGACUGUGACGGUGCUUUAACUCGAAAAGAGUUUGUGGACGGUAUGCUACAAUCAAAAUUCCCUACCAACAAAACAGAAUUGAAUGCUGUAUUUGAUCUUUUCGACACAAACCGCACUGGCAGGAUUGACUACCGAAAUUUUACAGAUGCUAUGAAACCUGACAGGCAUAAAACUUCUCGUAUGAAAACAGGUAAGCGACAGGCAACAGACUCUGAAAUGAUUCAUGAUGAAAUUGAGCGGCAGAUCUCCACUUGCCAGUGCCGGCAUCAGUUUAAGGCAGAAAGAAUUGAUGAGGGACAAUACAGAUUUGGGGAGAACUUAAAAUUGAAACUUGUGCGAUUCCUCAACAGUUGUGUAAUGGUCCGUGUUGGAGGAGGCUGGGUGACUUUAGAACAGUUCUUGGAAACCAACGAUCCAUGCAGAGCCAAAGGCCGAACUACUACAGAACUUCGAGAAUCAUUUGUGUUGGCAGAAGGGGUUGCACAAAGUCGUACAGCAUUCCGUUCUAAAACUCCGGACCCACUCAGUAAAAAGAGAUUGUCUGAAGGUUAUGCAUCAUCAAACUCAUCAGCUGGCAGUUACUCGUCUCCCUUAAGACGUUCUAAAGUGGGACACUCUAUGAUUAAUUUGUCAGUGGGCAGCCCCUCUACACUGUAUGAUCACCCAGAUUUUGGCUCCACUGGAAGCUUGAGCAGAAGCAAGCGCCUGAGUUCGUCAUCAAAUAGUCUGUCUUCAACAAAAUCUCCACGCAACCCUAAAACUCCUGUAACCUCUAAUACUAGACCAAAAACCCCAACAGCUAAUAGCAAAUCAUCACAAGGAUCAGGAACCUCAACUCCAGUAAGACCACGAAGUGUGACACCAAAUCCAACACGCAGUGUAACACCUAAUCCUAUACGAAUGGGGGCUCAACGGCGAUUACCUACAACACCAAAGACUCCUACACGACCAAAAACACCCACAACUAGAUAA
Acanthosepion pharaonis is the source of this 6324-nucleotide messenger RNA. NCBI's taxonomy places the organism in Eukaryota, Metazoa, Mollusca, Cephalopoda, Sepiida, Sepiidae. The record is from the annotation of a GenBank genome assembly.